AUAAGGCGCUACACAAUCUUUCAUACAUACCUUCCAGGAUGGAGCGGCAGUUUAUGUUAUUGAUCCUAACAAAGACAAGGGAAAGAACAGGUAUGCAGAACUGGAAUUCCGUUACUUAGGUGGAUAUAACAUUUCCAUUCAAGAAGGGCCCAUAAAGAUAACCUACCAAGAUAUGAAAGUGAUCACCAUGGAACAUACUGAGCAGCUCGAUAAAGUAACUCUCAUUUGGUCCACCGUAGGAAUGUACGACGACGAGAAUCCGAUUUAUUCUGUGAAGUAA
Cylicostephanus goldi is the source of this 280-nucleotide messenger RNA. The record is from the annotation of a GenBank genome assembly. Lineage: Eukaryota; Metazoa; Nematoda; Chromadorea; Rhabditida; Strongylidae.